AUGACUGUAACUCGUACGAAGCGAUUCCAGCCUUGGCAGUACGUUUAUCAGGCGCAGAUUCAACAUGAAGAUCGUGAAAAAUACGCUGAGGAACGAAAUGUUCGCAACACGACUCCAGAACAAGAAGAUUUUAUUCGCCAAGGCGACGAAAACGCCCUUUUUGAAGCGCGAGUGGAGCAGAAAAGAGCCUCAAAAAACUCACUUUGGCCCAAAUUCGACGAUGAAGAAGGCGUCUGGAGAUACAACGCUGUUCCCGUUUUGCCUAAUUGGAAGCCUUUGCCGGGUAGAAUUGUGGACAACCAGGAGCGCUGGGCGCACGAAUCGGAAACGAUCUGCCCGUGGUAUCGCGAAAUGCUAGAAAAGUGGCUCCAAGAAAACACAUUCUUCACGAAAGAAGAAAAAUUCCAAGCCAAGUCUGUGAAAAAACUAUGUUCAGUGGGCUACCAAAAGAACACGAAAAAGACGCUUCUGAAGAUUAUGGCAAUGCCACUUAUGCAGCACGAAGGGGACAUUUUCAACGACGCUGUGCGGGUCGCUGCAUUGACGAUUGACAUUCGUUUCCACCAAGACGAGUUGUUCUACAGAAGACACAUGCCUUCGCGGGGCAUUUUCCGACACACGGUUCUUCUCUACAAACAAAGACAGUACGUUUUGGAACGAUUAAGGAACCAAAACUUCAAAUUAUAUUGCAAGACUCUUCAUCAUCUAAAUAUCGAGCAUCAUUCGAAACCAGUGUACAACAUGGUCUAUCAUAAAGCGAUCACAGAACGCGUGAUAGAUAUGAAGCUGCGAGUGAUGAACUACAUAGAACAAGAGUUUGUCCGGGAGAAUACUCUAAGACAGCGUCUUGCUGACCUCCAACUUCAAGGCGAACAAAUUUAUAGACGGGAUCAAGCUUGUUUUGAAGAAACGAAUGCGACAAUGGAUAAGUUGCUCGCAACGAAGGAAAAGAUCAACGCCCUGAUUCCAAUGAUAGAAGAGGAAUAUGCUAAAAUAGAAGUCCUGCUAGAUGAAGGAUCAAACCGAGAUCAGUUUUUAGAAAAGUACUUUCAACUAAAGAAGAGUGUUAUGUCCUUGAACGAAAGUCUCGAACACCCAGAUAUUAAUGCGACGUCUUUGGACGCUAUUUUAAGGGAUAAAGACAAAUCGCUCUCCCCGCAAGAAAUAAAAGCCGUAGUCGAAGAAUCCCUGGAAAGAGCAAAUCGAAUCCACGAAAACUGCCUUGAUACUGCGGAAUACAUUUCCACCAAAGUCUGA
This is a messenger RNA of Oikopleura dioica, 1257 nucleotides long. The record is from the annotation of a GenBank genome assembly. Lineage: Eukaryota; Metazoa; Chordata; Appendicularia; Copelata; Oikopleuridae.